Debaryomyces tyrocola is the source of this 984-nucleotide messenger RNA. The record is from the annotation of a GenBank genome assembly. Lineage: Eukaryota; Fungi; Ascomycota; Pichiomycetes; Serinales; Debaryomycetaceae.
AUGGCAAAAGCAGCAAGAAAGAAGUUCAGCACCAGCUCGGACCCAACAGGUUCUAGUGUUUCAGCAGAAAAACAUUUAAAUUCAGUCUUUAAGUUCAAUACUAAUUUAGGUCAACAUAUUUUAAAGAAUCCUUUAGUUGCGCAGGGUAUUGUCGAUAAAGCAGGAAUAAAGCCCAGUGAUAUAGUCUUGGAAGUCGGUCCGGGUACGGGUAAUUUGACUGUUCGUAUUUUAGAACAAGCUAGAAAAGUUAUUGCCAGUGAAAUGGAUCCAAGAAUGGCAGCUGAGUUAACCAAGAGAGUUCACGGUACUCCUAACCAAAAGAAGUUAGAUAUCUUGCUAGGAGAUUUCAUAAAGACAGAGUUGCCAUACUUUGACGUGUGUAUCUCUAACACGCCGUAUCAAAUUUCGUCACCGUUAGUUUUCAAGUUGUUAAAUCAGCCUAGACCUCCAAGAGUAUCGAUUCUUAUGUUUCAAAGAGAAUUCGCUAUGAGAUUGCUUGCUAGACCCGGCGAUGCAUUGUACUGUAGAUUAUCUGCAAACGUGCAAAUGUGGGCUAACGUUACGCAUAUUAUGAAGGUGAGUAAGAACAACUUCCGUCCUCCACCACAAGUCGAAUCGUCCGUGGUGAGAAUUGAGGUCAAGGUUCCAAGACCUAAUAUUGACUUUAACGAAUGGGAUGGGUUGUUGCGUAUAUGUUUUGUGAGAAAGAAUAAGACGAUUGCAGCUGGUUUUAAGUCUAAUAACAUUCUUGAUAUAUUGGAGAAGAAUUAUAAGACUUUCUUAUCAACUGCAAAUGCUGCUGCAAAUGGAGACGAUUCUAUGAUGGUUGAUGACAAGUCAUCGAUGACCGAUAUCGUUAAAGCUAAAAUAGAACAGGUUUUGACCGAGACAGGCUUUUCUGAUAAGAGAGCUGCUAAAUUAGAUCAAACUGAUUUCUUAAAAUUAUUAUACGCAUUCCAUCAAGUUGGUCUUCAUUUUGCAUAG